Rhizophagus irregularis DAOM 181602=DAOM 197198 is the source of this 807-nucleotide messenger RNA. RefSeq lists its product as uncharacterized. The record is from RefSeq and is a predicted model, not a curated record. NCBI's taxonomy places the organism in Eukaryota, Fungi, Glomeromycota, Glomeromycetes, Glomerales, Glomeraceae.
AUGUCCAUUUACGCUAUUUUUACAAUCCCAGUCUCUCUUGCUUACGACUUUUUCAAAGAAGAACAGGGAAAUAAAUCUUCGCGUUCGCAGAAAACAUUAAAAAAACUUUUGAAAGAAUUGAAAGAAUCGGUUGGUAGUGAGUUGUUUGACACAUUAAAUAAACUUAUGGAUGAAUUGGAAAACAAUAAACUUAUGGAUGAAUCAAAAAACAAUAAACUUAUGGAUGAAUCAGAAAACAAUGAUGAUUUGAAACAAUUGACUGAUAUAGAUGACAAUAAUGUAUUCUCCAUUUUAUCUGAUUUUAUAUCACGUACUAAUAAUGAAAAUAUCUCUAUGAAAGAGAUAUUAUUUAGAAAUACUAAAGAAGGAAGAGAUAGAGCAAUAAAGAGGACUCAAAAAGUAAUUCAUUAUUAUUACUUUUUUGGAAAAGCAUUUAAGAUUCGCUUAUAUUACUUCAAGGAAUUAGUCAAUAAACAACAUAAAGAACGUAAAGAACGUAAAGAACGUGAAGAACGUAAAGAACGUAGAGAACGUGAAGAACGUGAAGAAUGUGAAGAACGUAAGGCUCAAGCACUAGUUAUUGAAGAGGUUAGGGAACAACUUCAUCAUAUGUAUGUUGAACGGACAUUAUCUAUUGCUCAGAAAGUCUAUGAAUUUUUUAAUAUGAUCGGUGGUAAAGAUAAAAUGCAAAUAAAAUCUUUUUCUGCGGAAGAAAUUUCAGAAUUAAGUUCCGAUGAUAUUGAUUAUAUAUUGGCUAAGCUCGCAAUUGGAGAGGAAAGGAAAAUAAGAUCAGUUGAGAUUGUUUAA